Messenger RNA from Xiphias gladius (swordfish), 8485 nucleotides. RefSeq names its product phosphatidylinositol 4-kinase beta-like. The coding region runs from base 239 to 3253 and encodes 1004 amino acids. Gene Ontology annotation, biological process: phosphatidylinositol-mediated signaling; phosphatidylinositol phosphate biosynthetic process. NCBI's taxonomy places the organism in Eukaryota, Metazoa, Chordata, Actinopteri, Istiophoriformes, Xiphiidae. Gene Ontology annotation, cellular component: cytoplasm; membrane. The transcript is spliced from 14 exons. The record is from RefSeq and is a predicted model, not a curated record. Gene Ontology annotation, molecular function: 1-phosphatidylinositol 4-kinase activity.
CGGAUGUUGCGUCACUGCUGCUUUAAAGCAGGCUGGGUCGAGCCGAUCCGAGCGGAGUCAGGCCACAAGACACGGACCAGAUGGACCACCCCGGAGCCUGAAAACCAGGACGGAAAACCGGACUCAAGACCUGGACCCAACGCGGAAACCCCCGGGACGAAAACCGGAUCAAACCCCGAGAAUCGGAGCAUUUAAACCGGAGUGAGGACGCUUCGGUAGCCGGGCCUGCUCUUCCAAAAUGACUGACGCCGAGGUCUCCCUGUCCCCGGUUCUACAGCCACUCCACCUUAGCCCCUCCCACUCUGCCCUGCCCCCUCCACCAGCCUCCUCCUCCCCCACCACCUUCUCCUGUCCCUCUUCCCCCUCCAGUGCCUCCUCUUCUUCCUCCUCUUCCUCCUGCUCUGAGAGCUCCUCAGACUGCCCCAACCACCAUCACCAUCAUCAUCAUCAUCAUUACCCCCGCCCUCAGCUGCAGCUGCCCCCGCCCUCCCACAGUGAGCAACCUUCCUCCCCCAGCGCCAGCCCCCGCAGCUCCAGCCCCAGCGGGAGCAUCGGCAGCACCGGCAGCCUUGGCAGUAGCAGCAGCGCCAGCGAGGGCAUCGGCAGCAGCGGCACGUCAAGCGGCGGCGACCUUCGAGGACCGAGUCCGCCGCUGGAUGUAAUCUCAGAGGACGCCAUGGAGAUGGACCUGGGAGUCGACCAAGUGAUCGACCCUGAAGUAGCUCUGAAGGCUUGCCAAGAAGUACUUCUCCAGGUUAAGCUGCAGAACAGAGAAGUGCCUGAACAGCGGCAACUUGACAACAAACAUCAACAGGAUUAUCAACAACGGCAACAGCACUACGCAGACUUAACAGAGCACUCCAGUCCUCAGUGGCACAUCAGCCCAGACACCAGCUCCAUCAAAGAGGAAGAUGAGGAAGUGGAGGGGAGUUCUGGGAAGGAGGGACAAAAACAAGGGGGCACUUCCCAGCAAGAUCCACCUCCUUCAGCCCGGCUAGAGUCUUCUUCACUGCCGUUGGCGUCAUCAUCAUCUAAACAGUCAUGGCUGUUGCGCCUCUUUGAGUCCAAGUUGUUUGAUGUUUCCAUGGCGAUCUCCUACCUGUACAAGUCAAAGGAGCCGGGGGUGCAGUCGUACAUCGGGAACCGACUCUUCAGCUUCCUCGACAGCGAGGUGGACUUCUACCUGCCACAGCUGCUCAACAUGUACGUGCACAUGGACACCGAGGUGGGAGACGCCAUCAGGCCAUACUUGAUCCAUCGCUGCAGAGGCAGUAUCACCUUCUCUCUGCUGUCGGCCUGGCUGUUGGGCGCCUACUCCUCCGACAUGCACAUCUCCACCCAGCGUCACUCCAGAGGCACCAAACUCCGAAAACUGAUCCUGUCCGAUGAACUCAAACCUCCUGCUCCUUCGUCCGACGCUUCCAGACCACUUUCGGCUUCUGUUUCUGAAAGCCCGGUGUCAUCGCCGUCCCACCGACGCUGUCACCGCAGGCACAACAGCAGCAACACGGAGGCCCCCAACUCCGCCUCCAUCUCUCCGUCCUCCCCAACCUCCCCGUCUACCGGUCCCUCCCCAGACAGCCCCGCACCCAGGGAGCCGGAGGUCUUCGUUUCCCCUUCCAGAAGGACCCACCAGAGAUCUAAGUCGGACGCCACCACGGCGAGCAGCGGGCCCGGCACCGGCCUCCGACGAACGGGGAGCAACCCAAAGGUGGAGGCAGUUCACGAGGAGCCGGAGCGUCUCCGUCCUCAGCGGGAGUUUGUGAAGUCUCUGCUCUGCAUCGGGAAGCGUUUGGCCACGCUGCCCACCAAAGAGCAGAAGACCCAGCAGCUGAUCUCAGAGCUGCUGCUGCUCAACCACAAGCUGCCGGCCCGGGUCUGGCUGCCCACCGCCGAACACCAGCACCACGUCUGCCGGAUCCCGCACACCCAGGCCGUGGUCCUGAACUCGAAAGACAAGGCUCCGUACAUCAUCUACGUGGAGGUUUUGGAGUGUGAGAGCUUUGAGACGUCUCCUGUUCCUGUUCGGAUCCCAGAGACCAGGAUCCGCUCGGCUCGUUCUGCAGAGAACCUGGACUGCGGCGGCGGCGCCAACGCGGCUAACGCUAACGGGAUGACUUCAGAGCACAGGGCGGGAAGUUUCUCCGUCGUCCCAAACUACGACAACGACGACGAGGCGUGGGCCACCGACGAUAUUGGACAGCUGCAGGUGGAGGUGGAGGCUCAGACCAGCAGCAGUGAUAACAUCAGUCAGUUUUCAGUCGACAGCAUCACAAGUCUGGAGAGUAAAGAGCCGGUGUUCAUCGCUGCCGGAGACAUCAGACGUCGCCUGUCGGAGAACCUCGCUCACACUCCGACCUCGUUCAGGAGAGACCCCGAGGACCCGUCGGCCGUCGCCCUCAAAGAACCCUGGGGGGAGAAAGUCAGGCGGAUCAGAGAAGGUUCUCCCUACGGUCACCUGCCGAACUGGAGGCUACUGUCGGUCAUUGUGAAGUGCGGUGACGACCUGCGACAGGAGCUGCUGGCCUAUCAGGUCCUCAGACAGCUGCAGUCGAUCUGGCAGCAGGAGAGAGUUCCCCUGUGGAUCAAACCUUAUAAGAUCCUGGUGAUGUCGUCAGACAGCGGGAUGAUCGAACCUGUCCUCAGCGCCGUGUCUCUGCACCAGGUGCGUAAACAGAGUCAGCUGUCUCUGCUCGACUACUUCCUGCAGGAACACGGCAGCUACACCACCGAGGCCUUCCUCACCGCGCAGAGGAACUUCGUCCAGAGCUGCGCCGGGUACAGCCUCAUCUGUUACCUGCUGCAGGUCAAAGACAGGCACAACGGGAACAUCCUGCUGGACUCCGAAGGUCACAUCAUCCACAUCGACUUCGGUUUCAUCCUCUCCAGCUCCCCUCGCAACCUCGGCUUCGAGACGUCCGCCUUCAAACUCACGUCGGAGUUCGUCGAUGUGAUGGGCGGUCUGGACGGAGACAUGUUUAUCUAUUAUAAGAUGUUGAUGCUUCAGGGUUUGAUUGCUGCCAGGAAACACAUGGAGAAGGUGCUGCAGAUCGUCGAGAUCAUGCAACAAGGUUCCCACCUUCCCUGUUUCCACGGCUCCAGCACCAUCCGCAGCCUGAAGGAGCGUUUCCACAUGUCUCUGACCGAGGAGCAGCUGCAGCUGCUGGUGGAGCAGCUGGUGGACGGAUCCAUGCGCUCCAUCACCACCAAGCUCUACGACUCCUUCCAGUACGUCACCAACGGCAUCAUGUGACCAGAGACGACGUGGACCCUUAAACUACCAGCUGCACAGACUCCUUGACACCUUUCAAAGCUGAGUCGGAGGAUUUUCGCUGAGGGGAUUUGCCGGAUUUGAGUCUCGCGUCAACCUCGUCCGAACAGAGGAUCCAGCGACGGUCGCGUUCACGUGCAGCUGGGAAAGUACAGCACCUGGGCCUGGACAGAACAUUAGACACACGGAUCACAGAGGCUACGGACUUCAGAAUCUGCCUGAGACAGAUUUCAUUCAAAAACAGACUUGGAUUUUACUGGGUUUUACUCUGAACCAGCAGGAUAACGGAGGAACAGGAGAGGAAGGUAAACUGCUGCUGAAAAGAAUAUCACCCACAAAUGAAUUCAGGCAUUUACUGAGUCAAACUCCCAAACUCUGCAGGGCACAGUUUUACGUAAGCGAACGUCAGCCUCUCUGGAUUUGCGGCCGCCGAUCGGACAAUAAUAUUUGAAGCCAUGACUUCAGUUUCGGUUUCUCAUAAUUACGAGAUCUUUAGUUUGGUAGGAUGAGAUACGGGAUCUUUUCUGCACGUUUCAGUUCGAUUUUCAAGCAAAGAACUUGAGAGAUUUAUACACAAAGAACUUUUCGUCAUAUUUAAGAUUUGUCUUUUUCAUCUUUAAGCUUUUUGCCAAAAAAAAAAAGUGCAGAAAAGAUCCCUUACUUCUGAGAGUCGGUAGCUGAUUGAUAGGAGAUAGCGCUCUACUAAUGAUGAGGUGCCAAGUCAUCGUUUCCAGAUCCAUGCCAGAAUUCAAGGUUUCCACUUUCCAAUUAAGCAGAUGAAUGUAACGUACUUCUGAAGAGGAGUCCGCGAAACUAAUCAACAGACCCCCCAAGUUAGCCCAGCGUUGUGUUUUAGUUUGUAAUUAACCAGAUGCUGAAUCCUCAGAAAAGCAUGGAAACGUGUCUCUUAAGACAGCAGCUUGUUUCAGCUGAUCCUCUCCAGCUUCACAUCAGAACUCUGAAACCAAAACCCCGUUCCAACCCCACAGUACGACACACACCAGCAGGACGUCUGCCCGUUUCUUCCUCUAAUGAACGGUUCUGUCGUCUGUUGGUCCGGUUGUUCUUGAAGAGCAGACCGGUAAGAAAAACGCUAAAUGGAGAAGGAGAAAGCACAAGAUGAACUUUGUGUCGUCUCUUUGCUCUGAAACACAAAAUGGGUUCGAAAGACUGAAACGAGAAAAUCGUUUUUUAGUUUGAACAGGUUUCUUUCCGUCGGAGGACAGAACGAAACUGGUCACGUUGAGUUUUAAUGGUUUUCCCCAGAUAUUUAUCACAAGCAUUAAAGCUAAUGCUGCUGUUGUUUUAGUCUCCGCAACCUCGGAAAGCACUAGCAACGUGAAAUAUUUCAAAAUACAUCGGAGGGAUCGCCAGGAAAGCUGUUUCCAUUAGUCGGCAAAUUUCAAUUGCUCCAGUACAAGUUUACGACAAGAAGCCUCAUAAACUACAGACUUAAUCCUCGUUGGCCUUGAACCUGUGUCUUUAACUUAUUUAUUUUUUUUAAAUACAAACAUGAACAUGAUUUUACUUUCUCGUCUUGAACCCAGCUCUCAGCAGGAAUGUGGAUCAGCUAAUGAGCUUGUUCGAUGUGCGGAAGCUCUCGAACAACUUCGGCUGCAGCCUGAAAGGUUCCGUGUCGUUCACUGCUCAGUGGCAGGACGACGUCUGCUCCCGCGAGCAUUUACGCGCUGACGUUAGCACGCUCUCCAACGCCAUCGUCGUCUCUGAAUCAAAAAGCUGGACUAAUGUUUCGUUCAUCGGCAGCCUCUCUCUCACAUGAAGCUGGGAUUUAAUGUAAAAUCACUAGUGUAAUAGGGUCGAUUGUGCAGUGCUAAUUGCGGCCUUCAGAAAUUUUCAGCUAUUUUUAGAGCUUUAAAGAUUUAAAAAAAAAAUGUUUUAUGUCUAAUUAAUGAUUUUCACAAACAUGAUUAAACUUGAGAAACCAGGAACUUGAACCGUUUCUGGUGGGGAAAAAAAAUAACCAACUAAAAUUCAACAUUUGCAUCACCUCAUCAAUUUAUGUGAUCUGGAGGUUUGUCAGGGAGUCGGUCUGGUUUCAUUUGUUUUUUUCCUGUCGAGUUGAGUUUCUAUAAAGACACUAACUACACAACACGUUAACGAGGCUAACGAAAAGAAAACUCCACCGCGUUGAACUGAUGCGGAACGUUUACCUGGAUGCGGCCUAGCGAUGCACAGCUUCCGAUCGCCUGUGGGCUCUUUCUGCGAAACUCGCCCACCACUUCGGUGGUUUUCUGUCAGAUUCGAGCCAAAGCUGCUGCCGAGCUGCAGCGCGACACUUGGUUUGCAGCAGAUUUACGCAACAACGUCGUCAUCCCUGUCCCACUACCUGUACAUCUGUGUAUAUCUGAACCGAAUUCACGUGUUACGGUUGCGCGUCCGUUAACGAUGCGUUUGCAUUAUUAACGAACUCGACACAAGAUACAUUCCUGUGAUUAACUCGAGAAGAAUGAGAGCGACGGACUCUUUGGUUCUGCGUUUGACAGAAAAUGUAAUUUUCUUUCCCAGGAGAUCAAUAAUGGUCAGUUUCCUGGAUAUGUGAAUGUUUUUUAAAACAGUCCACUAAAACUAAUGUUUAUCUCGAAACAGACCUGUUGUCAGUAUUGAUGAGCAAAGGCUUCGUGUCUGAACCUUAACACUUAUAAUAAUGUUGUUUGCUGGUAACACGUAGCAAUGGCUUUAUUCCAGUGUAUUGCACCUGCGUAUUAACAUAUUAACAUGCUGCUUUUUUGUCUUUGAGAAGUCAGUGAAAUUUUGUAUUUCUUGUGUACUUGGAAUAUCAGUCUUUAGAUGAAAAGAGCGGAUCUAGGUUGGUGUCCGUAGACUAGCUAACGGAGUUAGUAGGCAGCCGUGUUAGCUAGUGAUACCUGAACCUACUUUUAGACUAAUUAGUUCAAAGACGGCUUGUUCCGGUCUGUAGCUACCAGCUCGUCCCUCUACUGUAAAUACAGCUGCAGUUACAAACGCGAGGUACGAGAGCAGAGGCUAGUUAGCAAGCCAGCAGGCUGUUCGCUAGGCACUGCUCUUGUAAACCACAUUUACACCUAAGUUGUAUUUCCAACGGAGGUAGAAGGAAGUAGAGGGAAAGGUGAAAUUGUGAUUGACAAAUAAAACAACAUGACAUUAGAGUGUGGAGGAAAAACACGAAAACACACUUGACUAGCAAGCAUUUAGGCUGAGUCACUGUCAUGCUAACGACUAACAACCGCGGUCGUGAAACUAAAUUAUUUUCAUUCCAGCUUAAUCUGCCAAUUAAUUUCGCGAUCAAUAGGUUCGAUAGGUAUUUUUCAUCACGUUUGGACAUUUAAUAGACGGUCAUGAUUCCGCAGAGCCCAAGGUAACAUUUAAAUGGCUUGUUUUGUCCUAAAUUCAGUUUAUGACAAUAUACCACGAGGAAAAGCAUUAAAUCCACACAUUAGAGAAGCCGUUUUUACUCAAAAACAUGAAACUACUCAGUGAUUAUUGAAAUAGCGGCUGAUUAUUUUACUGCUGAUCAACAAAUCGAUAAGGCAACUUAUCUUCACUUCCAGUUCAAUUAAAAAGGGGUUUUCACUGUGUAAAAGAAUUUUCCUGAAUAUUCCUUGUUUUUUACCAAAGUGUAUUCAUUUUUUUUAAUUAGUGGAGAUUUGUAUGUCAAAAAAAAAGGUCUUUCUCCAAUAGAAAACACUGCAGGACACCGCUCAACCAAUGCUACUCUCUAGCUAAAUAGCUACUUACGUGAAGGCUAACUAGCUGAUAAUUAGUCAGCUGAAUAUCUUGAUCGCAGGUCCGUCCCCAGUAGCAUGUUUCUCUACUUUAGGUACAAAAUGUUUAAAAAAUCUUUUCAUCACCAUGUACAAACUGUAGUCAGUUGUUUUAAAUCCAUGUUCCCAAACUGCUGCCGUUUGUUAACCAUCAACAUGACAGUGACUCAGCUGAAAUUCUUGCUAGCUCGUUAGAUUGUGGUGAUUUGAACAGAAAAAUAUAAAGUAAUGGGUUUUUUUGUCAGAUAUAAUCAAGUUUUAGCUUUUAUUCUUACGAAUUGUGCGAGUGAUGUUAGAAAUGAAUGCGUCGUUAACGGCAGCCAGAUGAACGAUAGCCAAUCGCAAUAACCAAUCACAGUGGAAGAACUGUGUUGAAAUAUAACUUAAUCGUAUCUAUCAUCAUCGUGUAUAUAAUGUAUUCCUAUUUUUAAUCUAUCAAUAUUCUCCCACUGCUUCUGUUUGUUAACCAUUAGCCAAAAUGACUCGUCGACUAAAAUUCUUGCUAGCCUGUUGUCCUUUUUUUCCUUCGUUGCUAGCUAGUAGCAGAGUAGAAGAUCAGCGACUAGCUAGCUAGCUGGAGACAGAACUGAACAGACUGCGACAGGCCCAUCAGCGAGCUAACUGUUUCACGUUUUGCUCUGUUUUUAAUCUCGAGUUUUAUUUUAGAUUCUCGUGCGUUGACGUCCUUGUUUGCGAUAACAUACGUCGUGGAAAUUGACACUAUUUGAACUAACCGUGUUACUGUAAAGGCAUUGAAAAAAGCCUCUCACUGGGUUAAAGCCAAUGCUUUGUGUUGCCGUCAUAUAAUUAACAUCUGUACAGUUGUUCUGAGGGUUUUUUUGUGUUUUGACCACUAUUGAAGGAGAAGCACAGAUCUGUAAUUGUAAAAGCAGCAUCAUGUUACCUUCUGCUAACUGUUAGCCUGCUACUUUAUACACCACCACGCUUGACAAAGAUGCAGCUGUGACUAAAGUUUACCAGAUAAGCAACUAAAAUAGCAAAUACUCGUUCUCUCAUUUGUGAAUAUGUAUGUAUGUAAAUGAACUGACUUAGUUUUCCUAUGAGAAAAACAGAUGCCUUGAGACGUACGGAAGGUACAAACUCUUAUCAAUGCAACAUGAGGGACGAAGGACCUGAGAAGUGCUUUUCUAUCAGACGUUUGACCACUUCAGGGACGAGUUUCAACACUUUGUCCUCCUCUCCUACACCAGUCAUGACGGGGAGUGUAUUUCUUUCAAUUUUCCAGGCAGUCUAGUCACGAUUCGCUAACUGAAGCAUUUGUGAUAGCUAUAGCGACACUUUUCUAAUUUAAAGCAAUUUCAAAUGUAAAGUGAAAGUGUCACCACUAAUCCUUGACAUUGUCUCUAUGUCCUUGUUGUUUUCCACUGUUAACUAUCAAAUAACGGCAAAAAUGCCUUUUAAUAUGACCUUAAAAUAAAAGCUGCUAAAAUUG